AUGGAUGAUUUCACCCAUGAAGUACAAGAAAUUUCUUUAAAUAACCAAAAUAAUGAAGAUGAAGAAGAAGAAAUAGUUGAAGAGAAAUUUGAAAGAUUUCAAUCACCUCAUAAUAGUAAUACUAAACAAUAUUCUCAACUAAUUCAUCAGCCUUAUUCUACUUUAAAUCAUAAUAAAGCUAUAAAUUCACAUCCUUAUCAACAUCAUCCACAUCAUCAACAUCAUCAUUAUCAUCAUCAUCAUGCAAUAUGGAAAGGAAGACAACAUAAAUAUCAUGAAACAUGUAUAAAAUUAAUAUAUUUAACAUGUGCUACAAUUAUUACAACAUGUUUUAUUAUUGAAUGUAUAUUAAUACAUUUAGUUAUAUUACCAUGUCGUCAUGAAUCUGGAUUUUUACCAACUAAUUGUACUUAUAUUGAAUCAAAAUUAAUAUCAUCAUCAGUUAAAUGUGAAAAUAAAUGUUCAAAAGAUCGUUCAAGUUUUCAAUGUAUACGUAUAUUAAUUAAAUAUUCUAGAUUAAAAGAAAAUUUUACAGCAAGUUUAUAUGAUAAUAUAGCAACAUAUCAAUAUUAUCAUUCACUUGGUUGUGCUACCAGUUCAUGUCAUCGUCAGAAUUCAGCAAACCAUGAAUGGGUACAAAAUUUUUGUCAAUUAAUAAAAAAUACUGUACAAUUUACAUGUUAUGUACAUGAAGAUCAUAUUAAUGAAGCUUUAUUACAUAAAUUCUAUGGACCAUCCACAAUGUUUGAUACAUUAUUUUGGCCAUUAAUAUUAUUAUUUGUUUCAGGUUUAUGCUUAAUUAUUACAUGGUCAUUUGAUAGAUGUCAUGUAUGGCAUGAUGAGAAAACAAUAAUUGCAUAA
Messenger RNA from Schistosoma spindalis, 861 nucleotides. NCBI's taxonomy places the organism in Eukaryota, Metazoa, Platyhelminthes, Trematoda, Strigeidida, Schistosomatidae. The record is from the annotation of a GenBank genome assembly.